Messenger RNA from Serendipita indica DSM 11827, 6459 nucleotides. Lineage: Eukaryota; Fungi; Basidiomycota; Agaricomycetes; Sebacinales; Serendipitaceae. The record is from the annotation of a GenBank genome assembly.
AUGGCGCCGGCCAACGCCAGUGCUGGCUCAACCACGUCUGUCCAAGUCGCGGUUCGUAUCAGGCCCGUGACCAACCAGGACGCGACAAACAUACCCCCUCGAUUCCAGCGGAUUGUAAUUCAUGACUCUUCUACAACCCAAGUCGCCGUAGACGCCACCAGCGGUCCUCCAGCACAAGGCGGCUCGCAGCCAGUCACUGGCCCCCCGCCAAAGAAGCAGACGUUUAAUUUCGACCAAGUCCACGGUCAAUCCACAACGCAACAUUCCCUUUAUACGUCGACUGCCCAGCCGCUCGUCUCGCGCUUUCUCGAGGGCUUCAACUGCACCGUGCUCGCAUAUGGCCAGACGUCGUCCGGAAAGACGUAUUCCAUGACCGGUGUCGACUUGGAUGCUGACCCAAGAGACGCGACAAAUGGCAUGGGUAUCAUCCCUCGUGCCGUUGCCGCCAUAUUCGCAAAGGCAAACGAACUCAAGACGGAGAGGGCUGGAGGCUGGCAAUACGCGAUAAAAGGUUCAUUUAUUGAGCUGUAUAAUGAGGAUCUCAUCGACCUCCUCGUCGACGAGUCGUCUGGCGUCCGUCGCGAGGUCCAAAUCCGCGAGGACAAGGACGGCCACAUCAUUUGGGGCGGCUUACGCGAAGUAAAUGUCCGUAACGCGCAAGAAGUCAUGAACCUCAUUCGGCAAGGGACUGCAAUUCGCAGGACAAACGAGACCGACAUGAACGCCCAGUCCUCCCGCUCGCACGCAAUAUUUUCCCUCACGCUCACCCAAAAAAAGUAUACCGGCAGCGGUGCACCUCCACGUUCAACCUCACCGUUACCCCCUGCCGCGGGGCGCUCUCCGUCCCGGCUCGCACGACCGAGCUCUGUAUACGCUUCUGGCGGCCCAAGUACCCGCGUUGGAAGCCCGACCGUAGGAAGGCCGCCUACCCCCUCGUUUGCCAAUGCAAUGAGCAGGGGCGGGCUACGGCCUUCAUCCGCCUUGGGCCAUCGAUCUGGGAGUCCCGAGGAGGAAGACGGACCAGGGUCCUGGACGACCAUUGUCUCCAAGUUUCACUUUGUCGAUUUGGCCGGCUCUGAACGUCUCAAACGCACCGCCGCGCAGGGAGACCGAGUCAAAGAGGGCAUUUCCAUCAACUCGGGUCUUCUCGCGCUGGGAAAUGUUAUUUCUGCCCUCGGUGAUCCGUCGAAAUCACGGGCGACUACCCACGUCCCUUAUCGAGAUUCGAAACUCACACGCCUGUUGCAAGACUCGCUCGGUGGCAAUGCGCAUACACUCAUGAUUGCGUGUGUCAGCCCGGCGGAAUGGAACGUGGCUGAGACGAUUAAUACGCUCAAGUAUGCAAAUCGUGCGAGGAAUAUCAAGAAUCGGGCAGAGAUUCGGGAAAAGGAAGAAGGGUGGGACGACGUCGAGUGGCUACAGUCCAUGGUCCUCAAGCUUCGGAAAGAGGUCAAGGUCAUGAAGGAUGGUGGCGUCUUGCCUCCUUCGGCCUCUGGCGCUGGUACUGGCGAUGUAGCGAGUGGACCGAGCGCGCGAGUGCUUGAGCAGAUGGUCGAGCUUCAGAGCAACUAUGAAGACCUCCGAUCCAAGUUUACUGAGCGCACGGAAGAGCUCACUCGUCUACGGAGGGAGAUGGAGGAUAGGCGCUAUGCCGGCGGCGCUGUGGGUGCGUCGCGCAAGUAUGAGGAGAUUGUGGGACCCGUCAUCGACGAGUACGAAAAGACGAUUAGUGCCAUGGAGGCAGAGUUGAGUCUCAAUCGUGCUGCCUUGCGGCAUACCAAUGACAUGUUCAUUGAGAAAGAAGAAGAGCUCGAAUCACUCGCUAUUCGUCAUGCUGCUACCGAGGCGUAUGUCGACGAGCUUCGCCUUCGUGUCGCGAAACUUUCCGAGCGGGAGUCUGCUACCGAGUCUUAUAUCCGUGAUUUGGAGAACAAGCUCAAGGCCAUUGAUGACACCACUCAAUCCUCCAACAGCACCGUUUCCGAUCUCAAGAGGGAAAUUGCAGCAUUCAAAGACGCAGAGGCUCACUCGGCCCAACACAUUGCCGAUUUAGAAGCGCGACUGUCCAAAGCAGACGAAAACGUCUUGGCGUUGCGCGCGACGAUACAGGCGCUCGAGAUUCAAUCCGAGUCGCGACGUGCUCAGGCGGAAGAAUUGGAACGCCAGAUGCUCACGCUCACCAAGGAUGGCGAAAGUUGGCGAGCAGAACUUGAGCAACGGGAGCAUCGUGUCACCGAGUUGGAGGAAAGACUCAAGCGAUGGGAGGAAGAGAGGGAUGCUGCGCAAGAAGAUCGUGCGCGGUUGGGUGGACUCGUUGGUCAAGUUUCCAAGGCACGACAGAGUCUUGACGAAGAGGUUGCGCGCGCGCAAGCAAACGACAAGGAACCUGCCGCCGCGACGGCUGCUGCUGCUGCUGCUUCUACCGAGGGCGUCAACGAGGAGCUGCAAAAGCAAUACGUUGCGCUGCAAGAGACACAUACUGCAACCCUCGCCGAUCUUUCGUCGAUUGCAGAGGCAAAAUUGCAAAGCGCUCAACGGGAUGGUGCGGUUACACCCUCGGCAGACGAGAGCACGGGGCCUCCGCAAUACGAUUCAAUGUCACUUGGACGACGACGCGGAAUGGCCAAGCGCGCCAAUCUCGAGAUGUUUGAAAACUCGGGAGUCAACAUUAAUGGAGGUGGUAGCGGAAAUGGAACGCCUGGUACCCAAGGCCGGCGGCUUUUUUUCCGACAGGCGGCCUCGUCGGAAUCGCUCCACGCGAGGUCGCAAUCGCAAUCGCAACCUCUGUCGCAGGAGCUCUCCUCGGCGCGUACGCCCAAGCAUUCUUUAACCAGCCUGAGCAUCAACGGCGUUGGCGCCUUUGGUAGUCAUUCACCGAUUUCGGCGGGGACAACGACGCCCAAGAUGACGUUGCUUGGAUCGUCUGCACCGUCAUUAUCUUCUGCGCCGCAGACACCGUCUGAGGGCAACAAUGCGCGGUCCGUGCAGAGUUUGGAAAAAGAGAUUAUGCGGCUUCAAGAGGUACUCAAAGAGCGCGAGGCGGAGAUUGGCGCUCUUGAGAUCAGCUUGAAGGAGCUCAAGAACCCACCCAAGAAGGCUAGAGUGGCGGAAGAAGACUUGCCUGAAGAUGUAGAGGACGAGCAGCCUUCGGAUGGCAAGCUUUCGCCUUCAUUGAUGAAGCGCUUCGCAAGACUGAGGCAUAGCUUGAUCAUUGAGCAUCCUCCCAAGUUCCCCGACGAUGAUGCACCCCCCGAGUCGGAGAGUCUUGAUCGGUUGGACGAGUUGAUGCGAUCCAUGGCUCAGAAAGAAUCGCAGCACAAGGAACAAGUCGAUAGUCUGAGCAGCCAGCUCGCUCGUAUGACACGCCAGUAUGAGGACCUUAGUGUGCUCUCCCGUGAUCAGGCUAUGAACAUGUCCAACGAGCUUGAAGGUCUGCGAUCUCAGCUCCAAAAUGCCGAGACACAGCGCGUGGAACUGCAAUCGCAACUUGUCGAGCUUCAAAAGCGAGAAGCAGAACUUGUCGACGCCCACUCUGUCACAUCGGCGGAUCACUCUAAAGCAAUUGACGCACUCAAGGCCGAGCAUGCCGCUGCAAUUGCAUCCCACUCCGACGAGGCUGCUGCACGCAUCGCUCAAGCCGUCCAGGAAUUGACGACUGCAAAGGCCAACCACGAGGCUGCUCUCGUUGCGAAGCAAAACGAGGUCGAUGCACUCGUCCAGCGUAUCAGUGCAGAUCACGAGAGCACGCUCUCUCGCCUCCACAAGGAAAUUGCCGAAGCCGAAGCUCGUGCGCUCAAGAUGCAAGAGGAAAAGGAGACAGCUUGCCGAGAACUCAAGUCUGAGCACGCUGCCGCCCUGAAGGCACGCUCCGACGAGGUCGAAGCGCAACUUGCCAAGACACGAGAGGAGCAUCAACAGGCAGUGGCCAACCAUGAACGACUCGUUGCCGACAAGGAGAGAGAGUUUGCGGCGUCGUUGCAAGCCUUGAAAACGGAGCACGAGGGACAUGUUUCUCGUCUUCGCUCCGAGCACCAAAAGUCGCAGGCUGAUGCCAUUGACGUUCUUCGAUCUCAGCAUUCCGAGAAGCUGUCCGUCAUCCAGGCCGAACACGAAGCCGAGUCGACUCGAAAGCAAGAAGCAUCUGCUCUUGCAAUCAAGCAGGCACAAGAGCGUCAUGAAGAGGAGAUGCAAAAGUUGAAGGCGUCGCAUGAUGAGGCACUCGCUCGUAAAGAAGCAGAUCUCACUUCUCAACUUGCUCGCCUCAAGGAAGACCACGCAGCUGCUCUUAAGCAAGCUGAAAUUGCUCGCGAAGGCAGUCUCUCCGAAUCCCAAGAUGCUCAGCUCAAGGCCGUACAGCAGCUGCAAGAACAACAUGCAGAGGACAUUCGCCGGCGCGAGCAAGCCUUUACUCAGGACCUCGAGAAUGCAAAGGUGGAGAGCGCACGACUUCUCAGCGAAAAGGAGCGUGAUCACGAUGCUGCCAUCGCCAAGCUCAAGGCCUCAUACGAGGAGCAGGCAAAGGCUGCUGAAGAGGCAUUUGGUCAGCAGCUCGCAGAUGCGGUCAAGCGUGUGGGUGAUCAACACCUUCGUUUGGUGGAAAAGGCCGAUGGGGAGUUCCUUCAGAAGAUGAACGAACUCAGUGCCGAGCAUGCACAGAAACUGGCGACAAAGGAGGCCGAACACAACGAACUUUUGGCCAAGCAACGUUCAGAGCACGCUGCAGCCAUCUCAGAGUUGCAAGCCAUUCGCACCAAGUUGGAGGCAGAGGUCCAAACACUCGAGGCCUCUCUUGCGCGUGCAAAGGAAGAGUUUGAUGCCUUCCGUCAAGAGCAAGAAACAUCUUUGUCGACUUUGCGUCAAGAGCAUUCGACUAGCCUCGCAAACCUGUCGGCUGUCAAGGAAGAACGGGAUCGCGAACGGGCACGCCUCACCGAGGCCUUGGCAAAGAGCGAUUCGGCUCUGGAGUCGCUCAAGACUGCUUCAAAGGCAGAGCUGGCUUCAGCAGUCGCAAAUGCGCAACAGGAGCAGGCUACGCUCAUCUCCAGCAUCUCAAAGGAGCACGACACCGCUCUUGCACAGCUCAAGGCCGAGCUCGAGGAGAAGAAGGCUGCCUGGGAUGCCGAGCGUAUGGCACUCCAAAAGGCGCAUACGGAGGAGAUCCUUGCAUCAAAGACAGAGCAUCAGCAGGCAAUGACUGCUGCUCAGAACGAGAUUGUUGCCCUUCGUGAACAGCAUCAGCAAGAGAUUGAAGAAAUCCGUCUUGAGCAUGACAUGCUGGUGGCUGAAGAGCGAGAACAGCAAGCACAGGCCUUGGCCGAAGUGGACGAGAUGCAUUACAUGGAGCGAGAGGCACUUCAGAAGGAUCGAGAUCUUCUUGCUGCUCAAGUAGAGGAACUGUCUGCUGCUGCUGCCGGUGACUCCGACCUGAAUGCUCAGCUCCAGCAAAUGAGAAGCGAGCACGAGCUGGCACUCAACGAAAAGCUUGUAGUCAUUACUCGCUUGGAGAUGGAGAUUACCACGGUCAUGAAGGAACGCCGCGAAUACUCCCAGCAGAUUGAUAUGCUCAAAUCGGAGCUCGAACGCGCACAGAUGGCUCAGCCGACCUCUUCGGACUCGAAGCGAGAGUCUCUCGUCGAGGAACUAGAUCGUCACCGUUCCGUUAUCGGUGACCUUCGCAUCGACCUUCAGCGCACCAAGGAUGCCAUGGAUACGCUACAAGCAGAGAAGGCUCGUCAAGAUCAAAUGGUCAAGGAGUUGCAGGCACAGCUUGUCGCCUCUACAGAGGGCCAUGGCUCGAACGACUCACACGAUGUCCAUAUGACUCCUCGCUCGCGUGUCAACGGCGUGCCGCCUUCGAAGCCUCCUCCAGCCGGCGCAUUGCCCUCACUUCCAAAUGGUGCCCAUCUCUCGCACGACAAGUUUGGCAGCAUCUCGUCACGUUCGAUGACCACUUCGACGAUGCACUCUGCUACGGACUCGCUUGUCAAUCCAUCGACCCCAGCAACGUCCAUCCUCUCUCCAGGCCCGCAAACCGACUCGAAGAUAGCCGCUCAACUGGAAGAGCUGACCCGUCAGGUCGAGGAGCAGGAUACGAUGAUCAAGACGCUCAACAAGCAAUUAACGCACUGUGAGGGCGACCUGCAGGCACAUAUGGACCUUGUUCGAACACUCGAGUCUACCUUGAACGACUCUGAGCGCAAUCUCCGCAAAGCCCGUCUCCAGGCUUCAGAGAUGGCUCGCGAGCGUGAUACUUUGCAGCAUCAACUCGAGGCCGCACGUAAUGAUCUUCAAGAUGCGAAACGCGAAGUUGUCAACGUACGAAUGUCGAUUGUUGAGGAGAAGCAGUCGUUGGAGCAACGACUCGAUGAAGAACGACGCGCCAAGGAGCGCGCGCGUGCACAACUGGACAGCCGGAUGGAGGAACUCGCAAAGCGCAAGUCCAAGUUUGCUUGCAUGUAA